AUGCUGAGACGGCGUAGGAGUAAAGAAUGCCAGAGAAGGAAGAAAACAAAGUUAAUAUCCGGAAGAACGGUCACUUCCCGAGAAUCUGAGGAGCCGACUUAUAUGCAUGGAGAAAACAAUACUGAACGGAGGUCUGACACUGAAAGUGUUCCCAGCGCUCCUAAAAGGGUAGUCAAACCAGAAAAGAAGCAGCAGGUGCAGGUAUUCGUUGAAACAACGUUCAGAAAAGGAGUGCAAGGUCUUAUUGAAGAAUUUCGCUCGAUGAAACGCACUAACGACUUCACUUUAAUGAAGGAAUUCGUAGCACAAAACGCCUACGGGCGGAACAGAUACAAGGAUGUUGGAUGUUUGGACAACAGGAGAGUUGUCAUCAGAAUCGGAAACGUCCCGUAUAUUCACGCCAACUACGUCGCUACACCGAAUCAUCCGAAGCGAUUUAUCUGCACACAAAACGUGAAGAAAUGCGCCGAAUAUUUCCCGACAGAUCCCGGUGGAUGUCUUGACUUUGAUGGAGUACGUGUUGUUUGCAAAAAACAAGACUAUUUUCAAUUUCCCAUUGAAACCAAGGUGCAGGUACGGAUGACGUUUCUGGACGUGUACGGUCCUUCAUGUCCAGUCCAUUCAUGCAUUCACUAUCACUGGUUGGAUUGGCCAGAUCGUGGUGUACCAGAAGCCGAUCUCACACCAAUAGCACUGCUGUCAAAACUUAAAAAUAGCGCAGGGACCUAUAAUGUUCACCGUGUUCUGCCUUAUCGUGGACCGGCCAAUAGUACUCUUACAACACGCUAUGGAAUUAUUACAUCGUCCUGCACCAUUACUCGAAAUACGUGA
Molecule: messenger RNA, 831 nt
Organism: Cooperia oncophora
Lineage: Eukaryota; Metazoa; Nematoda; Chromadorea; Rhabditida; Trichostrongylidae
Source: the annotation of a GenBank genome assembly